This is a messenger RNA of Trichosurus vulpecula (common brushtail), 3228 nucleotides long. It is a transcript of the gene RDH10, whose product is annotated as retinol dehydrogenase 10. NCBI's taxonomy places the organism in Eukaryota, Metazoa, Chordata, Mammalia, Diprotodontia, Phalangeridae. Bases 965 to 1990 code for a protein of 341 amino acids. Gene Ontology annotation, molecular function: oxidoreductase activity, acting on the CH-OH group of donors, NAD or NADP as acceptor. The transcript has 6 exons. Gene Ontology annotation, cellular component: lipid droplet. The record is from RefSeq and is a predicted model, not a curated record.
GGGGGGAGGGGAGGGGGAGGGAACAAGGGGGGCGGGGGGAGGGAACGAAGGCUGCUGCUGCUGCUGCCGCCGCCGCCGCCGCCGCCGCCACCGCCGGCUUUUCCCCCCGUCCCGGUUUAUAUAGCGCAGAGCGUGGAGCCCGCUCAGUGCGCGCGGGCAAGCCUGCGAGUUGCAAGCUGCGCCUUGCUCCGGACUCCCGGUGCCCGAGUGACAGCCGUGGAGCUGGGAGGGGAACGAGGGGGUGGGCGACACGAGACCUCUGGGGGGCCUGGCAGGUACAGGGGGUGCUUCAAGCCGUUGGGCUGCUCCUGCCUGCGGGGAAGGACUGGCUACUUUCUCGGGUCCUUCCUCCGUACCCCGCUCUUUAAACUUGAGUUAAGUUGACAACUCCUCGUCCGGCCGGCCUGCGGGUCCAGGCUCUGCACGGCUCUUGCGGGGCCAGGGCGGUGCGGCCGCCGCCGCAGCAGGAGCAGCAGCCGCAGCCACAGCGGCAGCUGGAAGCAUGAGGGCAGCUUAACGUGUGGCUGUCACCGCAGCUGGACCGGGCGCCCAGGCAGCGACCGGAGCCCGGCUGAGCGCUCCCAGGCGGGCGGCUAGCCAGCAGGAGGCGGCCAAGGGGUGACUGCACCGCCCUGGGGGGGCAACAGCGCCCAACUGGGCAAGGGGGUGGCACAGCCGAGGGCGUGCGGCAGCCUCUGGAGCAGCGGCCGCGCUCCGGUCCCCCCGAAAGUCAGGGAGGCAACUUGGGGGGAGGGGGGAGUUAGGUGUGGGGUCUUUCCUCGGGUCCUUCCUUCCCUCCCCCGGGAGCUCCUAGGGCUCCAAGGAGGGCGGCACUCGGCCACCUCCCGGGGCAAGGAGCCAGGAGGGUCCCGCAGCCCUUCAGCUGCAGGAAAGCAAAAAGGCCGGGGUCGGUCCGUGCGGGUGCUGCUGCUGCCGCGGUCGCGGGGCUGGGCUGGGCGUCGCGAUGAAUAUUGUAGUGGAGUUCUUCGUGGUCACUUUCAAAGUGCUCUGGGCUUUCGUGCUGGCCGCGGCCAAGUGGCUUGUGAGGCCCAAAGAGAAGAGCGUGGCGGGACAGGUGUGCCUGAUCACCGGGGCCGGCAGCGGCCUGGGCCGCCUCUUCGCCCUGGAGUUCGCCCGGCGCCGGGCUCUGCUGGUUCUGUGGGACAUUAACACCCAGAGCAACGAAGAGACGGCGGGCAUGGUGCGCCACAUCUACCAGGACCUGGAGGCAGCUGAUGCCGCUGCCCUGCAAGCUGGAAACGGUGAGGAAGAAGUUCUACCUCCCUGCAACUUACAGGUUUUUACCUAUACCUGUGAUGUGGGAAAAAGAGAGAAUGUCUACCUGACAGCUGAAAGAGUCCGGAAGGAAGUUGGAGAGGUGUCAGUCCUGGUUAAUAACGCUGGUGUGGUCUCUGGGCAUCAUCUCUUGGAGUGCCCUGAUGAGCUUAUUGAGAGAACCAUGAUGGUCAAUUGCCACGCGCAUUUCUGGACCACUAAAGCUUUUCUUCCUACAAUGCUGGAGAUUAAUCAUGGUCACAUUGUGACAGUUGCAAGUUCCCUAGGAUUGUUCAGUACUGCUGGAGUUGAGGAUUAUUGUGCCAGCAAAUUUGGAGUCGUGGGUUUUCAUGAAUCCCUGAGCCAUGAGCUAAAGGCUGCUGAAAAGGAUGGAAUUAAAACGACAUUAGUUUGUCCUUACCUUGUAGAUACUGGCAUGUUCAGAGGCUGCAGAAUCAGGAAAGAAAUUGAGCCUUUUCUGCCACCUUUAAAGCCAGAUUAUUGUGUGAAACAGGCCAUGAAGGCCAUCCUCACAGACCAGCCCAUGAUCUGCACCCCUCGCCUCAUGUACAUUGUAACUUUCAUGAAAAGCAUCCUACCUUUUGAAGCAGUUGUCUGCAUGUAUCGGUUCCUAGGAGCAGACAAGUGUAUGUACCCCUUCAUUGCGCAAAGAAAACAAGCUACAAACAAUAAUGAAGCUAAAAAUGGAAUUUAAGAAUUUUUUGUCCAGAUUGUCAUUUGGAGCUGAAGAUGAUCAAAAUGUUUGAAGAUGAUGCACAUCAGCAUCUACCCUGACAUUUUCUGGAUCUUAAGCCUGUGCGAACUUUUACAAAUCAAACUUUUUUUUUAUAUAGACUGUAAAUUAACUGACUAGAGUACUUGGAAAAUGUGAUAGGCAAAAAUGAACUUAAGUAGCUGCCAACAGUGUCCUUUAGUUAGGACAUUAAACCAGUCAAUGUUUUUUAUAGAAAUGCACUGUGUGCCAUCUUCAGACUAUCAUUGUUGUUAAAAAUGAAGAGAAAGUCUAGAGAUGGUAACUUUGGUGUAUUUCAGGUGUGUUUUUCUUCAAAAUCUCUCCAGGAUUUAUAAAUUCAUGCAGUUGAGAACACCUUUCAGCCAACUUUUUGCAACUUAAAAGAAUGAUGGCAGUACUAUUCUCCUUACUUGUACCCAUUAGCCCCGAUUUGCAAAGUGGUGGUUGGGCUGUUUUCAUAUAUGCAUGUAUCUUCAACUGUCUGCAAAACCAAUUUUUCAAUCUCCACCUAUUCAAAGCUAAAAUAAUGUUCUUGAGUGUUAUGGUAGAAAGCUGAACAGGUCUCUUCUGUUAAAAGUUACAAUAAAUUUUCUAAGCCUAAUUCCAAAUUUUAUAUUUGAAAAACUUUAUUAGGUAUCUAGCCAUCACUCUGGAGACCUAGCUGUUUAGGAAAACUUUACAUUUUUCUACCUAUGAAUUUUGCUGCAUAAAGUGUCCUUCCCCCAGGAAGUUGCUGUAUUUCUAUUUCUUUACCUGGACUCAUACCUAAAGUACAUAGCAGCUCAAUAAAGCAACAGUUUAUAUAAAAUGCCCAUUUUUGUGCCAACUAUGAUUAGUAAGGAAAAAACCUUACUCUAUGGAGUGUGAAAGGGUGUAAAGAUUCUUUCAGAAGUUUUAUUCAAAUUGUAGAACAGCAGAUGACAUUUUUACAGUAUUUUUUUGUAAAGCAAACUAUUUUGUGCCUUGAAUUUGGUAUCUGUGUAUUAGUGAAACAUUGUAAAAGUGAACUUCUACCUCUGUAUCUAAAUGUGUACCAUUCACUUGUAAAUUACUAUAAACUAUUCUGUGAUUACUUUUUUAGAAUGUCUCGUUUAAAUAGUGACCAAUGUCUAUGGCUAUUAAAGAGAGCCAUCUUUUAUUAAAUGAUUGGGAAGUUUUGUAAGAGACUGAUUAAAUUGAAAGAACUAACUUCCAGAUAA